Molecule: messenger RNA, 1544 nt
Organism: Micromonas pusilla CCMP1545
Lineage: Eukaryota; Viridiplantae; Chlorophyta; Mamiellophyceae; Mamiellales; Mamiellaceae
Exons: 3
Coding region: 168-1544 (458 amino acids)
Biological process (GO): L-ornithine biosynthetic process; L-arginine biosynthetic process
Molecular function (GO): L-glutamate N-acetyltransferase activity, acting on acetyl-CoA as donor; L-glutamate N-acetyltransferase activity, acting on acetyl-L-ornithine as donor
Source: RefSeq, a predicted model, not a curated record
GAUGAUGAGCUCGACCGCGACCGCGCCCGCCGCCGCCGCGCGCGCGCCCGCCGCGCGCGCCGCCGCGAUACCGCGACGCCGCGCGUCCACCGCCCCCGUCCGCCGCCGCGCGUCGCCGUCGUCGUCGUCGUCGUCGACGACGAUUCCCAGAGCGACGGCGACGGAGAAUGGCCCUCAGGCGACGGAUUACGCCGCCGCGGACCGCCGCGCUCAAGGCGGGCCUGCGCGCGACCGGCACGAGGGCAGACUGCGCGCUGGUCGUCGCCGACGAGCCCGCGCUCUCCGCCGGCGUCUUCACGAAAAAUAUGGUCGCCGCCGCGCCGGUGCUGUACUGCAAAGAGACGAUGGCGAACAACGCGCGCGCGAGAGCGGUGCUCGUGAACGCGGGGCAGGCGAACGCGGCGACGGGCACGAAAGGGAUGGAGGACUCGGUCGCGAGCGCGAACGCGGUCGCGGCCGCGCUCGGGAUCGACGCCUCGGAGGUGCUGCUCGAGUCCACGGGUGCGUUCUAUCUUACACUGGUUCCCAUACGACCGCGUCGGCGUGGUGAACGCCGAUCCUUAAGGACUUUUCCUGGCGUCUCUCUCCGCCCACACCUCGCUUUCAAUCCCCGCCCUCGGCGCCUUUCAACUUCAACUGACGCCUUUCAACUCCAAGGCGUCAUCGGGAAACGCAUCAAGAUGCCCGAGCUCCUCGCCGCGGUGCCGACGCUCGCGGCCAACCUGAGCGCCGGCGCGGACGCCGCCGCGGCCGCCGCGACGGCGAUCUGCACGACCGACCUCGUGCGGAAGUCCAUCGCGAUCGAGGUGGACCUGGGCGGCGGGAGGAGGGCGAAGAUUGGGGGGAUGGGCAAGGGCAGCGGGAUGAUUCACCCGAACAUGGCGACCAUGCUCGGCGUGAUCACCACGGACGCGAACGUGGACGCGGCGGCGUGGAAGGCGAUGCUGAAGCGCGCGGCGACGAACUCGUUCAACCAGAUCAGCGUCGACGGCGACACGAGCACGAACGACACGGUGAUCGGCCUCGCCUCCGCCGCCGCGGGCGGCGACGUCAUCGAGGAGGGCUCGAAGGAAGCCGCGACGCUCGAACGCGCCGUCGAGGCGGUUUGCGUCGCCGUCGCGAAGAGCAUCGCGUGGGACGGCGAGGGCGCGACGUGCCUCAUCGAGUGCGUCGUCACCGGCGCCACCUCGGACGCGGACGCGCGCCGCGUCGCCCGGUCCGUGAUCUCGUCGUCGCUCGUCAAGUCUGCCGUCUUCGGCCACGACCCGAACUGGGGGCGGCUCGCCGCCGCCGCGGGCUACGCCGGCGUGGAUUUCGAGCAGAGCGAUCUCAGAAUCGCGCUCGGGCCGCACGUCCUCAUGGAGCGCGGCCAGCCGUUGGAUUACGACGCCGUCGCCGCGAGCGCGUACCUGAAGGAGACGACGGGGAGGCACGGGACGGUGACGGUGGACGUGAGCGUCGGGGGCGGCGGCGGCGCGGGGACGGCGUGGGGGUGCGAUCUCACGUACGAUUACGUCAAGAUCAACGCGGAGUACACGACGUGA